CCACCACCUCACCCAUACACCUUGCAACCCCAACCCCUCCCUUUGCACAACUUCCGCCAUGUCGACCGCUCUUGACGCCCUUAAGCAGUACACCGCCGUCGUCUCCGACUCCGGUGACUUCGAGUCCAUCGACGCCUACAAGCCGCAGGACGCCACCACCAACCCCUCUCUCAUUCUUGCUGCCAUCAAGCAGGAGAAGUACGCGCGCCUCCUCGAUGUCGCCGCAAAGUACGCCAAGGAGCAGGGCGGCAGCGACAAGACGGCGCAGAUCGACGAGGCGUGCGACCGCCUGCUCGUCGAGUUCGGCGUCGAGAUCCUGAAGCUCAUCCCCGGCCGCGUCUCGACCGAGGUUGACGCGCGCCUGUCGUUCGACAAGGAGGCCACCAAGGCCAAGGCGCACAAGCUCAUCAAGAUGUACAAGGACCAGGGCAUCGACAAGGACCGCGUGCUGAUCAAGAUCGCCUCGACGUGGGAGGGCAUCCAGGCCGCGCGCGAGCUCGAGGCCGAGAGCCAGAUCCACUGCAACCUCACGCUCCUCUUCGGCUUCGGCCAGGCCGUUGCAUGCGCCGAGGCCGGCGUCACGCUCAUCUCGCCCUUCGUCGGCCGCAUCCUCGACUACUACAAGAAGCAGACGGGCAAGGAGUACGCGUCGCACGAGGACCCCGGUGUCGUGUCGGUGCAGAAGAUCUACAACUACUACAAGCAGCACGGCUACAACACCAUCGUCAUGGGCGCCUCGUUCCGCAACAUCGGCGAGAUCAAGGAGCUCGCCGGCUGCGACUUCCUCACCAUCGCUCCGGCGCUGCUGGAGCAGCUGAAGAACGAGUCGGGCUCGCUCGAGCGCAAGCUCUCGCCCGAGAAGGCCAAGUCGGAGGACCCGCAGGCCAAGGUCUCGUUCGUCGACAACCAGGGCGACUUCCUCUUCGAGCUCGCCAAGGACGCCAUGGCGUCGACGAAGCUGUACGAGGGCAUUGCCAAGUUCGCCGAGGACGGCCAGGCCCUCAAGGACCUCGUCGCCAAGAAGCUCUAAGCGCGCCGUGCCCUGGUCUCCCUGCGAUCCCCCUUCUGUCAC
Tilletiopsis washingtonensis is the source of this 1072-nucleotide messenger RNA. RefSeq names its product transaldolase. Bases 59 to 1030 code for a protein of 323 amino acids. Gene Ontology annotation, biological process: carbohydrate metabolic process; pentose-phosphate shunt, non-oxidative branch; pentose-phosphate shunt. Lineage: Eukaryota; Fungi; Basidiomycota; Exobasidiomycetes; Entylomatales. The transcript is spliced from 6 exons. The record is from RefSeq and is a predicted model, not a curated record. Gene Ontology annotation, cellular component: cytoplasm; intracellular anatomical structure. Gene Ontology annotation, molecular function: transaldolase activity.